ACUGAACACACAAAGUAAUUGAUAGCUAGAUAGACAACUGUUGAGACAUGGGAAGGGUGAGCAACUCUGAAAUCCUCUCAGAAUCAGCACCAAUACUAAACCAUUUCAGCCACCUACACCAACUCCAACUUUUCAAGUUCCUGCCCCAGCAAUCCCUAAACCUACCUUCAUGCUCAGCAUGCAACCUCAAAUCUUCCGAAAUCAUGUACGCCUGCCUUACAUGCAACUACUAUCUUCACCAAACAUGUUCACGUCUGCGCGAUAAAACUACUCACCAAUCUCAUUCCCACCAGCUCAAACUCACGUUCUCGCCUCCUUACCCUAACCAAGUCUUUUCUUGUGACGUGUGCAGCAAGGCAGGCGCCAAGCAGUGGCUUUAUCGGUGUGAUUGCUGUGAGUUUGAUGCUCAUUUAAUCUGCGCGACUAGUGUUCCAGCUCAGAAUUUAGCCCCGGUGCCUUCGGCUGCUGAGAUGUUGCUUAAGAGCUAUAAUGACAGUUAUAAUGCGAGUUUGGCGGCUAUUGCUGCGGGAACAAGUCGACAGCAGAAUCAGUUGAUGAACCAGGUUUUCCAGCAAACAAGUAAUGAUGUGACUUCUUAUAACAGGAUUCUUCAGGGGCUGAUGGGUGGUGGGAGUACCGGCGGUACGAGCCAGUUGCAGGGACUGAUGGGGGCUGGUGGUGGAGCUGGGAGUCCAUUGCAGGCACUUAUGGGUGGUGGCGGAGGGGUCGAUCUGCAGGCGUUGAUGGGUGGUGGUGCUGGUGUUGAUCUGCAGAGUUUAAUGGGGGGUACUGGUGGUGCAGGUACUGCAGAUCUGCUGCAGUCAUUGAUUGGUGGUGGCGGUGGGGGUGCUGGUGCUGGUUUGCUUCAGGGUUUCUUAGGAGGAUUAGGUGGAUUUUAACAACAUUUUCACCUGGAAAUCUUGAAUUAACUUUUAAACACUCGUUUUUUUUUUUUUUUUUGCGCCUUUGGUUUUUCGAUUAUUUGUUCUUUGACUUUUUCUUUUCGUUCAAUAUCAUAUCAGAAAUCAUGUUUAAAUGUA
Daucus carota subsp. sativus is the source of this 1040-nucleotide messenger RNA. RefSeq lists its product as uncharacterized. Lineage: Eukaryota; Viridiplantae; Streptophyta; Magnoliopsida; Apiales; Apiaceae. Bases 48 to 899 code for a protein of 283 amino acids. The transcript has a single exon. The record is from RefSeq and is a predicted model, not a curated record.